AACAGCUGCAGGGUGACUUUUUGGAUCGCGUCCCCUUUUCCCCGCCCCAGCGAAGAGGCGGAGACGCAGGGGACGCGCGAUCCGAGCCAGGGAAAUGGGCCCGCGAGCCCGGCCAGCCUUUCUCCUGCUGAUGCUCUUGCGGACCGUGGUCAUUCAGGGGCGACUGCUGCGUUCACACUCUCUGCACUACCUUUUCAUGGGUACGUCAGAGCGGGACCUUGGAUCUUCCUUGUUUGAGGCUUUGGGCUAUGUGGAUGACCAGUUGUUUGUGUCCUAUGAUCACGAGAGUCGCCGUGUGGAGCCCCGAGCCCCAUGGGUGUUGGGUAGAACUUCAAGCCAGCUGUGGCUGCAGCUGAGUCAGAGCCUGAAAGGGUGGGAUCACAUGUUCAUUGUUGACUUCUGGACCAUCAUGGACAACCACAACCACAGCAAGGGGUCCCACACCCUGCAAGUGAUGCUAGGCUGUGAGAUUCAAGAGGAUAACAGCACCAGAGGCUUCUGGAAGUACGGGUACGAUGGGCAGGACUACCUUGAAUUCUGCCCUGAGAUGCUGGAUUGGAUAGCAGCAGAGCCCAGGGCCCAGGCCACCAAGUUGGAGUGGGACGUACACAAGAUCCGGGCCAAGCAGAACAGGGCCUACCUCGAGAGGGACUGCCCAGAACAGCUACAUCAGUUGCUGGAGCUGGGGAGAGGUGUUCUGAACCAGAAAGUGCUUCCUUUGGUGAAGGUGACUCAUUAUGUGACCUCAGCAGCAACCACUCUAUGGUGUCGGGCUCUAAACUUCUACCCAAAGAAUAACAUGAGAUGGCUGAAGGAUCAGCAGCCACUGGAUGCCAAGGAGAUGGAGACUAAGGAUGUGGUGCCCAAUGGGGAUGGGACCUACCAGGGCUGGGUAGUCUUGGAUGUACCCCCUGGGGAAGAGCAAAGAUAUUCCUGCCAGGUGGAGCUCCCAGGUCUGGAUCAACUUCUCGCUUCAGAGCCCUCACCAUCUGGCACCCUGGUCAUUGGAGUCAUCAGUGUGAUCGCUGUUUGUGUCAUCAUCUGCUUUGUCGGAAUUUUGCUCAGAAUCUUAAGAAAGAGGCAGGCUUCGAGAGCAGCCAUGGGGGACUACGUCUUAACUGAAUGUGAGUGA
This is a messenger RNA of Carlito syrichta (Philippine tarsier), 1132 nucleotides long. It is a transcript of the gene HFE, whose product is annotated as hemochromatosis. Gene Ontology annotation, biological process: regulation of iron ion transport; antigen processing and presentation of endogenous peptide antigen via MHC class I via ER pathway, TAP-independent; positive regulation of T cell mediated cytotoxicity. Gene Ontology annotation, molecular function: transferrin receptor binding. The record is from RefSeq and is a predicted model, not a curated record. NCBI's taxonomy places the organism in Eukaryota, Metazoa, Chordata, Mammalia, Primates, Tarsiidae. Gene Ontology annotation, cellular component: external side of plasma membrane.